Molecule: messenger RNA, 1651 nt
Organism: Pipistrellus kuhlii (Kuhl's pipistrelle)
Lineage: Eukaryota; Metazoa; Chordata; Mammalia; Chiroptera; Vespertilionidae
Product: death domain-containing membrane protein NRADD-like
Exons: 5
Coding region: 233-883 (216 amino acids)
Biological process (GO): Rho protein signal transduction
Cellular component (GO): plasma membrane; cell surface
Molecular function (GO): coreceptor activity; nerve growth factor binding; death receptor activity
Source: RefSeq, a predicted model, not a curated record
UCUUCCUCGCGCCGCCUGUCUUGGGCGGGCCAGUAGCCGGCCUCCCCGGGAUUCCACGCCGUCUCCUCGGCCGGCCCCUGGGAACUGAGGCUUCGGCCCGCCAGGGUGAGCGGAUCUGGGCCCGCGGAGGGUUGGCCGCCUCAGUCCCCAGCUCCGUGCCCAGGCCCUGCCCCUCACACGCCACCCCCUUCUCCACGAAGAGACAGCGCCGGGAGCGCCCGCCGGCAGAGCGAUGCCGCACAACGCCAGCCACCAGGACGGCACGGUCCGUGGCGAUCAGACCUGGAAGGAGCAGGACAGGGACAGGGAGGGAGAGUGGGUAGGCGAAGGGAGCGGCCCAGCCUGCAAUACCUCCUCCCCAUUCCCCCCUGAGCCUCCAGGGGCUGCAGGCAGCAGCACCCCUGUCUACUAUGCCCUCCUGGCCACCGUGGUGCUCGGUCUGCUUGCCUAUGUGGCCUUCAAGUGCUGGCGCUCCAAUCAGCAGAGACGGCAGCUGGCCAAAGCGCGGGCUGCAGAGCCGGGCGGCCUCGACGGGGCCCCGGGGCCCCAUGCCCCCAGCCAGGGGCCACAGCCGGAGCUCGGCGGCCAGCUUUACCUCCAUCUCCCUCGGCAGCAACGGGAGGAAGUGGAGCGGCUCCUGGGAGGGCCGGGCGACCCCCACAAGGGCUGGCAGGGCCUGGCAGGCCGCCUGGGCUUCCAGACCGAGGCUGUGGAGACCCUGGCCCGGGGCCGGGGGCCUGCCUGUGCGCUGCUGAGGGACUGGGCCGCCCAGGGAGGCAGCGGCGCUACCCUCAGCGUGCUGGGGGAGGCCCUGGCCGCCCUGGGCCGUGAAGACGUGGUCCAGGUGCUGGGCCUCCCGCCUGGGGGCUGCUCUGUGGUGUGAGCCAGGCCCCCGGAGCCUGGCCUCUCGGGUGCACCCUGUGCUCCCCACCACGCCCUCCCCCAUGCUUCCCUGCCAUGGGCUUCCUGGCGCGGGCGGGCCCCGCCUGCUCCAUCUGGAGGGACUCAGGUGCAGCCACCGCCCUCCUCCCCUGGCCCCACGUUCCUCUGAGACGGAGACGGAGACGUGGCUGUGGGAGAUGGGCAGGACCGUGGGCCUGUCCUCCUGCUCCCUGUCCGCUCCCCUUCCUGGCCUUAACCCUUUUCCUACUUUUGUAUCACAGUAAAGGCAGCUCUGGUUACUGUGCGGGCUCUGUCUGGCUCCGGGGCCUGUGAGAUAGUGGGUGGUAGGAGGCUGGGGUCCUGAGUUACAGGAGGAACCUGGGCUGCAGGCCGUGUGUUCCUGUGCAGGAUGCAGAACUGUGGGCUCAGCGCAGAGUUCACCUCCAGCAUCUGCUGCAAACUCCACCCUCAGGCGAACUCUGGACUCCGGCAGCGUCAGACACGCAUGCUGACUAGCUCUGAGGGAACACACACACCACCUUCUUUAAUUAAUUUUAUUUUUUACAUAAAAAGUUCAGUAAAAAUUGGAUAAAGUAAAGUGAUUUUAAGCAGUAAAUCAAUCUUAUCAACAUAGCACGAGGCUGGCCGAACCACAGGCGGCCUGCUUUGGAGUAUUUACAUGAUAACAAAUUAAACCUUGCAGGAGCACUUCAACCGUCCUUACAAAGUCUUCUGUGAUCCUAGCAUGGAAAGGCUAAAAGCAAAACAA